This is a messenger RNA of Pelagomonas calceolata, 1354 nucleotides long. NCBI's taxonomy places the organism in Eukaryota, Pelagophyceae, Pelagomonadales, Pelagomonadaceae. The record is from the annotation of a GenBank genome assembly.
CGCAGAGAGGGCGCUCCAUAAAGCGCCUAUGAGGAGACGAUAGACCCGCGCGCCGAACGCCGUCGCGGCGAGCCGCGGGGACCACAUCCCACCGUGGACGCGGCUGCCGCGCGAACAAGGGACCGCGAGCAGAGCACUUGCCAGCACCAAGGACAGGUCGACGAUGGGGGCAGCCGACGACGCCACGCGCCCGGCAGCUCAUGAUGAUGCGGCCAUGGUGAGCCCCGUCGUCCUGGCCCAGAGGAAGCGCCGGGCCGAGGCCCAAAAGCCUCCGGCCGUGACGCCGCGCGACGGCGCCAUGACCUGGGAGAAGCGCAACAACAGCCUCGAGGAUCUACGGAAGCAGCUGCGCCAGCGGCCAGCGCGCAUCCGCGACGCCCCCACAACGCCACCGGAGGAGUCCCGCACCGUCCGGAGAGCCUUGGCGGCGCAACGAGCUUUGGCCGUGGAUUCUUUAGCGGCCGAGUGCGCAGCUAGACUAGCCCUGGCGACGAAUGAGGACUACUCCGAGAAUCCACUGAACAAGUACGCUCACCUCGAAGAAUCCCUGGCGAACCUGAAACGCGCGCUGCAGGACGCCGCGAAGGCCGUCGAAGCGGAAGAGGCCGCCAUCGAGGGCGAAGCGCGGACCCUGCACGAGGUCGAGGCGGACAUGCGCGCCUGCACGCAGCGCUUAUUGGCCGGUGAUACUACUGUAGCAUCAAAACUCGAAGCGCUCGACUUGGAAUUGGACUCCCACGCCUCGAAGCAAGUAAGAGAAGAAGAGCGCAACGAGUUGUGGGAUUUGCGGGAGGCCCCGGCGAACGCGCUGGCGCUCGCGCGGACUAGAAGGUUGGUGCCGCGGGACGUUUCCAACAGUUCGAUCAAGGUGUUGCGACGGCUCUACGCCUCGGCCCUGCCCGACAACCUCGACGCUUCGAGAAAACUCGCGCGGCGCGUCUUCCACACGCCGGCCUUGUGGCUGGUUCACGCUUCCGCGAAAGAUUUAAGCGGUAUGCACGAGGCCGACCUCACGCGCAAGUACGACUGCACGCAGCUGGACGUUGUGGAAUUGCGUGCAGUCUACGGCGCCGUGAAAUCUAUACGAUGGCGCGACGUGAAAGGCCACGCGGACGGCCGCGCGGCGUGGCGGAAGGCGGCUAGGGAUCGAUUGGUGGCGUUGGUGGACCGGGAGCGGCGGGGGGCGCUGCGUCCCCAUGAAACGCGGCGCCCGGAGUACGCGUGCUUCGACGCGACGCGCGUCGACCUGGACGCGGUCGUGGUAGUGGAUGUCGCGGACCUGGACGUCAUGGAGACGGACUCGGCGUCCUUCGACGGGUUGAGCGGGCAUUCGCUAGGAGCAUAACUUACGCGU